Messenger RNA from Phytomonas sp. Hart1, 2310 nucleotides. Lineage: Eukaryota; Euglenozoa; Kinetoplastea; Trypanosomatida; Trypanosomatidae. The record is from the annotation of a GenBank genome assembly.
AUGGAGGAGAUUCAAUGCGUUCUUCUGGGGUUUGACUCAAGCGCGCUGCUUGCGAGUUCACCUUUCCGAUCUCCCGGCGACUCGAUGGGCCACAAGGAAGCUGCCAAUGCCGAUGGUACGUCGAUUCUAUUUCUAUCCCCCGCCAUACGCUCGAGUCUUCACCCGACCGAGUUGUUGUUAUUAGAAGGCUUGUUGCCACUUGGACAGCAAUUUGCCACCCUUUCCGCUAUCGCAAGGAACGCGAGCCUGGGCAUGACCGAGGGCCUUUAUGCAUCCGCCGUGAGUGGCACCCUCGAAAAGAUUCUCUCUUAUUAUGUCGAGGAUGUAAAAGGCGCCCAAAAGCCUUCGGAUCUGUCUUUGUUGCGAUCGACCUACCGCUUAACGUUCGACCUGCUUGAGAACAUAACCCGCGCGAACCCAUCCCAGCCCCGGUUCCUGUCCUCCUCGUCGGCGACGGGCGCGUACCUUGCGGGGAUUCGAAACUUUCUGUCCAACAUGGAGGUGCCCCCUCUUUUUCGCCAAAUUAUGGGUGAACAUUUAUGGCAGGCCGUCCUGUACACCACCGCGCAUUACGUCGCGCACGGCGUGGUGCUUUACGGCCGCGCGGAUUACUUUAUUUCGGUCGCCUCCACAACGACCUCGGUGGGGGAGGGGAAGAAAUACGCCAGCGAGGCCCACACGUUUCGCCAGGACGUCCUGCCCCCUGGGCUUUCGGUGGAUCUGGGGUUGGCGAUUCUGGCGGCGGGAAAGGCCCGUCGCGUCCUUCUGAACGAGGUGGAGGCCCACGAAGGGGAUUAUCUUGAGCAGCUCGCGAUCGGCGCGCUGGAUGGGGCGGCGGAGUCCGUUUUCCAGACCAUUUUCACCCCCGCCUUGUGCAAAGACGGCGUCCUGGCGGUGGAUGAGAUGGCCGCACGGGUGGAGUCGGCGCGGGUGCUUUGGGCCAAGGCCCUUUGGGAGAGGGUCUCGCGCACCGCGCCGUUGACGAAGUACCUUGAGGCGCUUCAGGUGGUGUUUAUGUGCACCCGGGGCGACCUAUGGCAUGCCUUUGUCGAGCGCACCUUCCCCGCCUUCCGCGCCGAUCGGGCGGAAGGAUGGUCCCUCCCGCACAAUCCCGUCGGCUUCUCGAAAACGCGCACGUUAUACCAGGCCAACCUGCGCCGGGCCGUCGGGGAGGCCUUCGCCUAUGGGCUUAACAUAUCCGGACUGGCGGAGCGAUCGACCUAUGAGUCGUUUUGCGUGAGCCUGACCCAGGCGACGUCGCCCUCCGACGCCACUGCCGUCGCGAGCGAUCAAACAACGGACGCGCUGUCGGUGGAGGGGGCCGCGCAGUCGAUUUUGGGCCUUAUUCGGGAUCUUUCGAUUGUCUAUUCGACCCCUCAGGGACUCCAACUUGUGGUCUCGCAAAAGGCGCUUGAGUAUUAUCAACGGCUCUUCUCACUACACAUAUCCAUGCGCUUUGCGUUGUAUGCCUUGAGUUUACUACGCCAACUAUUUGCGGAUGCCAUCACAACCAACCCGAAGCCCUCCCACGACCUACGUCGCGCCUAUACCCUCUUUCAGAUGCUCCACUUUCUACAAACCGCCGUGGCCAACUACUUUCAAAUUGAUGUGGUUCUCCAGUACACGAAUGAGUUUCGCCAGAACAUUAAGCGCUGUGGAAGCCUGGAUGAGACCAAGCGCUGCCAUGAUCGGUUUAUGUUGAAUAUUGCGGAGAAUUCUUUCCUCAUGGAGGGAUCGACGGGGCUUUUGGGGAUCUGCCGCGCCCUGGAGGAAUGCGCCAUCACGCUUUACGUUCUGUGUGUGCGGUAUCGCCUCAACUACUGGGCGGUGGAGGGGGUGAACCAAACCCCAAUCGAGGUCGCCGCCGCGCUGGCGGCGCUGGAAACUCGCGUACGGCAAAAAGUCAUGGCGGCCUUCGUCGGUCGGCACCUCAGCGUUUCUAGCCGGCUCUCCGAGCGGGCUCUUUGGAUUCGGAUCGACUUUAAUCGAUACUUUUCCUAUCACCGCGGCGCUAAUCGCGACCCAACUGCUGGCGGCUCAUUAGUUUCUUCUACCGACGGUAUUUCGAUUCUCGCACCAUCCGGUGAUUCGGCGGAGCGUUCCCCGGGCCAUUUUCAAAAACCACCGGCCACCAAUGCGGGAGGGAUAACGGAGGAGCCCCAACCGUCCUCGCACCGUUUUCACCGCACCACGGUGGCACCCAAUCGACGGUCUUCCCACGGCAUUUCAAACCGGAUCGACAAGAAGGAAAUGGGCCAUACUCGGGCAUCAUCGAUAGCGGCGCGUCGUUCCGGAGUUCGUGAAAGCUAG